UUGUCGCCUGCGUCUGCCUCAUGGAUAAACCCGCGCCUUUGUGCGCGUUUCAGAGAGAACCAUCGCACUCGUCUAUUCCACAACGCAGGAAACAGACCUAAUUGAUGGAAUUAACAGAAAGACCUUUCAGAUUGUUCACUCGUUUGAAGAGCACUCUCUUGAAACUAUCCAAACAGACACUGUAUGCGAUAUAGAAAGACAGCGUAACUGCGACAUCAGCAUCAAGAAUAUCGGUGUGGAACGUCUGCUUACAAGCUAUGUAGGAAACACGACGCUGACAACCUGAUAGUGCAAUCGUCUUUACGAUACGAUAAUGGAGUCUACCAUUUUGGACAAGGAGCAACUGCCCCUAUUGUCGCAGGAAAACUCAACUUACAGAGUCCUCCCCGACAAUGGUUCGGAGAUGUUCGACCACAAUAUGACAAAGAUGGAUCGCAAGUUGAUUUGGGAGAUCCUUCAGGAUCAGAGCGGAAUCUACGUCACAGCUUACGCAGACAUCAUCUUCAUCACGUGUUUUGCUAUUCUUAUCAUUUUCGGCGCUGUCGGCAAUGGUCUGGUGUGCUAUGUUGUUGUAAGGAACCCUCAUAUGCGGACGCCGAGGAAUAUAUUCAUUAUCAAUCUGGCUAUAUCAGAUCUUACUCUGUGCCUGUUCACUCAGCCUCUUAAUCUGUAUCGUCUGCUUAGCAACGGGCAAUGGCUACUAGGCGGAUUUAUGUGUAAAUUCGUCGGUAUGUGCCAGGGGACAAAUGUGUUUGUCUCAACGAUCAGUAUCACCGCGAUCGCAUUGGACCGUUUUCAAGUGAUUGUAUACCCGACAAAAGAUAGCAUGAAAAAACUUGGCGCGGCUUCUGCCCUUUGUUCAAUUUGGAUUAUAUCGUUUUUUAUGUCCAGUCCUUUAUUAAUCUUUUCUGUGUAUAGGGUAGAAAAGCCUGUUAUAUGGGUCGAGGUUUAUUUUUACAGAUGUGUCGAGGAUAUUACAUUAAUGGAAGAAAAGGGCGCCUACUCUGUAGCAUCUAUGAUUGUUCAAUACAUUCUGCCAAUAGCCAUCGUUAUAAUAGCGCAUGCGCGAAUAUGUAAUAAAUUAAAAUACCGGAUGGUUAAUCAAGGCAAUGCUGGAACGAGUUUUCAGAAACGAAAAAACGAGCGGCAAUCGAGGCGAAAGCGUAAAACUAAUGUAACUCUGUCUCUUAUCGCUGUGGUAUUUGCUCUGAGCUGGCUUCCGUUGAAUUUGUUUAAUAUUCUUACAGAAUUUCAAUUCAGUCAAUUCAAACAGUUAAAUAUAAAUCUUGCAUAUAAAAUUUGUCACAUGCUGGUAUUGAGCUCGGCUUGCACAAAUCCCAUGAUAUAUGGUUGGUUAAAUGAUAACUUUCGGAGUGAGUUCAUAAAAGUGCUAUCCUGUUGUGUUUGCUGUAUUAAGUUGAAGUCCUUCGUCCAACGUGUGUGUAGCUGCUGCUGCGCCCCUACCCGUGGGGACGUCCCUGUAAUCGUCUUUACCAAGGAAAGCACGGACAAUAAUGGCGCGCUAUCACACAUGGAUCGUGACACACAGGACUGUUCCGUGACUGGGCUACAUUCUGUGACAGACUGGAAUUCGCACCGCUCGCAAAUCUCCCUGUAACACUCGCCUGUAUUAUGACUGGGCGCCGAAAUAUGCUAUCUGUAUACUUCAUAGUACAAAUUGCAAUGCAGAUAUACUGGUUGAAGGCCGAAAUUAUGUGAGAUUAGGUUAUUAUAAUAUUCAGCCGAAAAUCAUUAUAUCGAAUUUAAGGAAAACCCUCUGAAUAAAGCCUAGUUUAGGAUUUCACUAUAGUUACUAGUUGUAAGAUUGUAUGAUAUAUAUUUUUCUCUCUACAAAUAAAAUUAAUGUUGGUUAAGCUCCUAAUACAACAAUCGACAUUUGGAUUAAGGAAAUGUAGAAACGAAACGGCUAGAUGCUUUUGACAGAAUGAAUAAUUAUGCAAAGCUAACUAGAGAGUUAAUUAUUUUACAAAACCUGAGAAGUAAAGAUCAAAGGGAUGAUAUUAACGUUCGAAACUGCAAGAAAAACAAUCCUGAGAAGAGGACAGCAGUUUCAGAGCAAUAUAUUGGAAAUCAACUGUUAUGCAGAAUAUAUUUUCGAUACUCUCCACACACAAAAUAAGAAGCUUAAUUUCGCAUCCCAUGCAUCAGUACACAUAAUCUUUAUAAUAUAGCAGACUAAAUUUGCAUACGUUUUAUCAUUUGUGAUGGUUUGUUCAUGUUUGAUGGCCCCUUUGACAUUUUGUAAUAUUUUCAAAAAUGAAAGAGAUAAUUAAAGAUUAAUCGAGAUAAAACGGGCAUAUUUAAUAAGGGAAUCUUAUACAUUAUAAAAUAAAGGCAUUCUAUUAGUCGUACCACUUACAACUUGUUAACUACGAUACAGCCGUUAUUAUCAGAGACGAGCUGUAUUUCAUUUUAAAAAGUAAAUCACAGACGUACAAUAAUCAUGACACUAAAUCAUCAUUGUUAUUUCUACGUAAAACAGACGUGACAAUGUUCACCCACGCAUGAAUAUCAACACCACAGGUGUUAUGUUUUUCAUCCUUUGCUGAUUUGAACUUCCAUAUAAGCGAAGUCUUUAUUGAAUUUUGUUGUAUUGCUUUGUCUUAAUAAAAUUCAACUA
Molecule: messenger RNA, 2641 nt
Organism: Mizuhopecten yessoensis (Yesso scallop)
Lineage: Eukaryota; Metazoa; Mollusca; Bivalvia; Pectinida; Pectinidae
Product: neuropeptide F receptor-like
Exons: 2
Coding region: 314-1618 (434 amino acids)
Biological process (GO): G protein-coupled receptor signaling pathway
Cellular component (GO): membrane
Molecular function (GO): neuropeptide Y receptor activity
Source: RefSeq, a predicted model, not a curated record